Trematosphaeria pertusa is the source of this 729-nucleotide messenger RNA. RefSeq lists its product as uncharacterized. Bases 189 to 554 code for a protein of 121 amino acids. The transcript has a single exon. The record is from RefSeq and is a predicted model, not a curated record. Lineage: Eukaryota; Fungi; Ascomycota; Dothideomycetes; Pleosporales; Trematosphaeriaceae.
CGGAUCGGAAAGAAGACCAGAUCGCUAGGGUCAUUCUGGGCGAGUUCCAGGAAGCUGUCGGUCCGGGUGCUGAAGUAACACGCCCGACUGCGAACUCACCGUGUCAAGCUCCUUUCCGACUGCCAGGAGCUCGGUGCCAACGUCGAUUUCCUGCUCUUUCGGACCUGGUACCUCAACGGGAGGGAGACAUGAGCUUGGUGUCCGGUACACUAAGGGUGAGGAGUUCUCCGACGUGGUGUGCAAACAUCAUGACCCGAUUCGACUGUAGGAAGAAUAGCGACGGUGACAGCGACGACGGCAAUGAGGACAACGUAGAAACCGAGCGUAGGGCAGAGCGAAUGUCCGACGACAGGCCGUUCGGGUGCAAGCAGAGGAACCUGCGAGAGCUGUCAGAAUGCUGUCAGCGGUUGCAGUUUCCACGAGGGGUCGCGGUGUGUUUGCUACUCACGACAAUGUUUGCUACCGCGCCCGAGCCCGCUGAUCGGAGGAAGCACCUACGCUUACGCAAAAGCCCGCCGUACCUCGAAGAGGCACGAUGCGUUGGGCGGAUGUGACGGAAGCCAUCGUGCGGUGUGCCGAUGUUGCGGAACAGUCCCAUCGACAGGGCUGUGACCUGACUCGCCGUCAAUAUCAAUCAUCAGGCCACUUGGGCACUGUUAAACCUACGAUUGGUACCUGCGGUCCGCUCGCUGAGAGGUCGCUGUCGGUCGUCGACGCCGCUAAAGAUCC